AUAGGCUUGACGCGACUUGGGCGUGGAGGAUGCUAGGGAUGACGUUCGAGCGGAUGUUUCUGGAUACUCGAUCCGAUCUCUAUAAAUCGUAGAUUCCUUGAAAACCCUAGAUCACGUCGUCUAACAUCUCGGGCCACCGCUCCAACCUGGAUUCACCUCUCAGCUGCCGCUCCAAACUUCAAGCCGUAGUCUGACGGAAAAAAUAGUGGAAGAAGAUUCCCAUCCGGUCGAGAUUUCUGGGGACGGAGGCGUCUUGAGAUUAAAGCAAGCCUCCCAAGUCCCACCCGAUGGAGGCUCCUGAGGACGGAAAAAACAGAGGAAACAUCGGGAGAAACACAGGAAAAAUCAAUGAAGACAAAGGAAGGACGGAAAAAGUUAAAAGGGACUCUAUUCAGAAUAAUGGGAGCAAGAUAAAUUAGUAGGGCAUAAAGUGGAAGCCAUGUAUUGCCAAUCACAAGAAAAAAGCUGCUGCUGGCAAACCACCGCCAUUCUCUCUUGGAGACGCAAGAAGAUGGUUUUGAAGAAUACAAUCGUGUUCUUGAUUGCAUUACUGGUCAUGUUUGGGGUGGCGCAAUCGCAUGCUCAGCCCACCGAUUCCCCUGACUGUGGGUCAGUUGCUCUUGAUCUUUCCUCCUCCCGGGGCAAUCUCAAGGGGUCUGCGCCAAAGCUGUCUGCUUUAUGCCGCCGUACCCUCCGCGGCGAAGCAUCACUUGCUGUGAACAAAGAUGGUUCUGGAAUGACCCAGUCACCGACAGAUUCUCUCAAAGAGAUGUCUGAUGCACAACAAACUAUCGAGGGUUAUUGUCCUGAUUGUCGAAGUGGCUCUAUUGAUGCAAGCUCACUGAUACCCACACCGCCGUAACAACUUCCGCUGACUGGAAGAAGUGGUUAGCAUAUUGCUGAAUUUGUGGCCUGUGAAACUACUUUUGUGAACUAUAAAAUUUGAUUCCCCUUCCCGCUUUACUGCUGCAAUUAUUUUUGAAGACGGACUUGAUGCAAGACUCCUGUUUUUAAUUAUGAUGCCAAUUUGUCUAGCUUGGAGAUGAUAUUAGUGCUUAAAUGAGGGAAUCAAAUGUAAGAUCUAUUAUAUAGUUACUCAAUAUUUCGUCA
Messenger RNA from Elaeis guineensis (African oil palm), 1110 nucleotides. RefSeq lists its product as uncharacterized. Lineage: Eukaryota; Viridiplantae; Streptophyta; Magnoliopsida; Arecales; Arecaceae. The record is from RefSeq and is a predicted model, not a curated record.